Molecule: messenger RNA, 312 nt
Organism: Peronospora matthiolae
Lineage: Eukaryota; Oomycota; Peronosporomycetes; Peronosporales; Peronosporaceae
Source: the annotation of a GenBank genome assembly
AUGCGGUGCGCGAGCAAGGCCGCUGAGAGUGCGUCUGCACGUCUCUGUGCGGAUGCCGAAGCAGAAACCGCUGCAGCCGAUGUGUCAUCGGUUGCUAAAGCGUCUCAGUCUGUAUCACCUGAUGAUGCAGACGCUCGUAGUGAAGACACUCAUGUCUUCACAGAGUAUGAGCUCGGUGUCUCAUACUCUCCUGAUACGGAAGACGGAUCCUUAUCGAAGGCGGUUGAAACCAAGCCGCCUGCCAAGCGUGGCAUGGAUGAUGCUACGCGUCGUAGCAUCUUUGGUUCGUCUAUUUCGUCAGACGAACCAUAG